AUGAGUGGUACGAUUUCAUCAUCAUCCUCGAUGAUGCACCGAUCUCCUUCUCUCGUUCGAGGAAGUAAAAACAACAGUGGUACUAACAGUAAUACGAAUAAUCGAUUAUUGUUUCUUUCGAGGCGGAAUAACGAACUCUCCGCCUCUCGUCGUCGUCUUCGCGCGAACGCGGACAGUGCCUCGUCGUCCUCCUCUGAAGGCAGUGGCGUCGCUUUCGAACGGUUGGUCGAACCUCUGAUUAAAACGAAGAAAGAGGACGAUAAGUUAAACGAAGGCAUCGCGGCUUUCUACGAUCAGAGCACGCCGUUAUGGGAGGAAAUUUGGGGCGACCAUUUGCACCACGGGUAUUACCCGAACGGCUCCGCGGACGGCGUCGAUCACCGAGCCGCGCAAGUGGACAUGAUCGACAGAGCGUUAGAUUGGGCGUCAAUUUCGAAUAAGAAGAAUGUCUUAGACGUCGGGUGUGGGCUCGGUGGAAGCUCGAGAUAUUUCGCCCGAAAGUGGGGGAAGGACGUGAAGGCGACCGGCGUCACGUUGUCGCCGGUGCAAGUCGCUCGAGGUAAUCGUCUCGGAGAGGAGCAAGGUUUGGAUCAACAAGUCAACUUACAAGUCGCGGAUGCGUUAAAAAUGCCCUUCGAGGAUGGAAAAUUCGAUUUUGUGUAUUCGAUGGAAUCAGGAGAACAUAUGCCGGACAAGAAAAAGUUUGUGGGCGAGUUAGCGCGCGUGUGCGCCCCCAACGGGCGAAUUCUAAUCGUCACUUGGUGCCACCGAAACUUGAAAGAAAACGAAACUGAAUUAAAAGAAGACGAGCAGAAACUUUUGAAACGAAUUUGCGACGCUUAUUACUUACCCGCGUGGUGUUCGAGCGACGAUUACGUGAAGCUCAUGAAAGCGGAAGGAUUGAAAGAUAUCAAAACUGAAGAUUGGAGUUUAGAGGUGCGACCGUUUUGGCGAGCGGUGAUUAAAACGGCGUUGACUUGGAGAGGGGUAUUAGGUUUGUUUAAAUCUGGGCCGGAAACGUUGCGAGGCGCUCUGGUCAUGCCGCUCAUGACGAAAGGAUUGAAAGACGGCACCAUCGCGUUCAACUUAUUGACGUGCGUGAAAGAAUAA
Molecule: messenger RNA, 1110 nt
Organism: Bathycoccus prasinos
Lineage: Eukaryota; Viridiplantae; Chlorophyta; Mamiellophyceae; Mamiellales; Bathycoccaceae
Product: gamma-tocopherol methyltransferase
Exons: 1
Coding region: 1-1110 (369 amino acids)
Biological process (GO): methylation
Molecular function (GO): S-adenosylmethionine-dependent methyltransferase activity
Source: RefSeq, a predicted model, not a curated record